Messenger RNA from Myotis lucifugus (little brown bat), 1796 nucleotides. Its product is annotated as neuron navigator 2-like. NCBI's taxonomy places the organism in Eukaryota, Metazoa, Chordata, Mammalia, Chiroptera, Vespertilionidae. The transcript is spliced from 10 exons. Gene Ontology annotation, molecular function: protein binding. Gene Ontology annotation, biological process: nervous system development; neurogenesis. The annotation marks the transcript as partial. The record is from RefSeq and is a predicted model, not a curated record.
UGCCCAGCGAACACUGCACCAGCUGGAAGCAGUGAAAAGUCCUGGGUGACCACCUCAGCGCCCCCCUCUGACCCACCUCCAGCAAACACUGGGCUAUUUUGAUGUUGCUUUGAAGCUGGGAGAGCACUGGAACUUUGGGCCUGCUCAGGGGGCGGAAGCCACAGGCUCCUUUGGCCUUUGUGGUUUUGCCAAACCCUUGACUAGCCUCCAAGGGAGCGGUUUUUGGAGAGACACACUUGGCUUCAGUGAGUGCGUGGAGGCCUAGGGCUUCUAUUUAUUUUGAACAGGGAUAGUCAAGCAGCCCAGCAGGAUGUCUCCAUACUGGGCCCAGCGUGAUGUCUUCAGAUUCUGGGGCUGUAGGUUGGGUGACAAGGAGAGAGCUUGAAUUCCUGAAUCGGAGGGUUCACCUCCUCUGCUUCUUGUUAGCUGUGUGAUCUCAGAUCUACACGGACUGGGCCAAUCACUAUCUAGCCAAAUCAGGCCACAAACGUCUCAUCAAGGAUCUCCAGCAAGAUGUGACGGACGGUGUCCUCCUGGCUCAGAUCAUCCAGGUUGUGGCAAAUGAGAAGAUUGAAGACAUCAAAUGGCUGUCCGAAGAACAGAUCGCAAAUGAUUGAAAACAUAGAUGCCUGCUUGAAUUUCCUGGCAGCUAAGGGAAUAAACAUUCAGGGGCUGUCUGCAGAAGAAAUCAGGAAUGGAAACCUCAAGGCCAUCCUAGGCCUCUUCUUCAGCCUCUCCCGGUACAAGCAGCAGCAGCAGCAGCCCCAGAAGCAGCACCUCUCCUCGCCACUGCCGCCGGCUGUGUCCCAGGCGGCCGGGGCCCCCUUCCAGUGCCAGGCUGGCACUCCUCAGCAACAGGUGCCAGCCACUCCCCAAGCCCUGUGCCAGCCUCACCAGCCAGCACCACAUCAGCAGUCAAAAGCACAAGCCGAAAUGCAGUCCAGUGCAUCAUCCAAGGAUUCAUCUCAAAGCAAAAUCAUCCGCUUCACUCUGGGUCAGAAAAAGAUCUCUAGACUUCCAGGUCCUACCACAAGGGUAUCCGCUGCAGGCAGCGACGCCAAAACACGUGGAGGGUCGGCCGCUGCUAACAACCGACGCAGUCAGAGCUUUAACAACUAUGACAAGUCCAAGCCAGUCACCUCCCCACCCCCACCGCCAAGCAGCCAUGAGAAAGGGGAAGACCCCGAGGCCCGGAGACUGCGGACAGUGAAGAACAUUGCUGAUCUGCGGCAGAAUUUGGAGGAGACCAUGUCCAGUUUACGGGGAACUCAGGUUACACACAGCACAUUAGAAACCACAUUUGACACCAACGUCACCACGGAGGUCAGCGGGCGCAGCAUCCUCAGCUUGACGGGCAGGCCCACUCCUCUGUCCUGGAGACUCGGCCAGUCCAGCCCUCGGCUCCAAGCAGGAGACGCCCCCUCCAUGGGCAACGGGUACCCGCCUCGAGCCAACGCCAGCCGGUUCAUCAACACCGAGUCGGGCCGCUACGUGUACCCUGCCCCUCUGAGGAGGCAGCUGGCGUCCAGGGGCAGCAGCGUGUGCCACGUGGACGUCUCCGACAAGGCCGGAGACGAGAUGGACCUGGAGGGCCUCAGCGUGGACGCCCCCGGCUACAUGAGCGACGGGGACGUCCUGAGCAAGAACAUCCGGACGGACGACAUCACCAGCGGGUACAUGACCGAUGGCGGACUUGGCCUCUACACCCGCCGCCUGAACCGGCUCCCUGAUGGGAUGGCUGUAGUGCGGGAGACCCUGCAAAGAAACACCUCCCUGGGCCUCGGAGACGCCGACAG